CAGAGACAUCACCCAGGGGGAGUACAAGGGAAAGCAGAAACCAGCACAAUGCACUUUCCUCAGCCUAGCAUCUUCCAAGCAGAAAUCAUCCUGCUCUCAAAGGAAAUUAAAAGGAAAAAGCUAUCCUUCCCCUUUUGAGAAACAACCAAAUUUCUGAGUGCUUCCCAGACCCUGGCAGCCCACAGAACUGCUCAGCAGUUCUGUACUUGUAUUCAGUCUACAUUAUUUUUAAGACAACUUGCCACAAAACUUUCAUCUCCAACAGUAAAAAAAAACCCAUCAGGGAAUAUUUUUGAGUGAUUCAAGGGCAGAUAUGAAUAUACAAAAUAAGAACCUUUCUCUGUUUCUGGUAGGACAGUAGGAAAAGGUAUGGAAGUGCAACAGAGAAGAAAGUCUAAGCAACUUUUUUGUUGCUGUUUGUUCUGGGAGAUGGUAGUGAACAAACCUACCCACUACGAAGAGCUUUUCCAGGAAGUGUAGGUUGCUGUACCCUGUAUCCCUUGAGCAGCAGGUGCUCGUACAACAGUUCUCAUGCUGCUUGCAAGCAGAGAAUUUGGAGGAGCCCCAGCAACGUGCACGAAGGAUGAACGAACCCUAUGGCCCUGAGGCACCCCGUCCCAUCAGCAGCACAUCUCCUGGCACCAUGAAAAUGUUCAUGGGCUUCCUCACUGUGUUUACCAUAGUGCAGACCAUUGGGACCGUGCUCUUCUGUUUGUAUCUUCACAUGAAGAUGGAUAAGAUGGAAGAGGUGUUGAGCUUAAAUGAAGAUUACAUCUUCCUGAAGAAAGUACAGAAAUGUCAGACAGUAGAAGGUCAGAAGUCGACAUUAUUGGACUGUGAAAAGAUUAUAAAGGGCUUCGAGGACAUACAGUGCAAGGACAGACCCCCCAAGGAGCAGCCCAAGUUUGAAAUGCAGAGAGGUCCUGAGCACCAUGAGCAUUCCCGUUUGAUGCACAAGAAUGAGACAUCUGUGGCAGCAGAGAAGAGGGAGCCAAUUGCAGUUCACCUGGCAGGUCAGCAGAGCAACAAGGCAGGCUCAGUGCUGGAGUGGAGGGAGACCAUGUAUGGCCCCACAAACAGCUUGAUAUCCAACAAGGAGGGGAAACUGAAGGUGGAGGAAGCAGGGCUCUACUACAUCUACUCCCAAGUCAGCUUCUGCACCCCGGAAGUGUCUUUGGCACCCUUCACCCUCUAUAUUUAUUUACAUAUCCCCAAGGAAGAGGACCGGCUCUUGCUGAAAGGACAAAAGACACAGAGCUCUUUGAAGACACGUGAAGAAGGACACUUGAAGACCCUCUGUGAACUCCAGUCCAUCCGUGUGGGAGGUGUCUUCAACCUCCGGGAAGAUGACAUGGUCUUUGUCAAUGUGACAGACUCCACAAAAGUGAGGUACAGCCACGGCAACACCUACUUUGGCAUCUUCAAGCUGUAGUGAGGAAAGGGCUGUCCUGAGCUGGGAAUCCAGCCCAACUUUCUUGAGCAAAGUGCCUUUCCCUUUUUCCCUUAUUUAUGUUCCUCUGCCUCUCUGUUUUUCUCAGUUUUUAAUUUGUAUAUUUUGUUAUUUAUUAAUGAGGGCCAAAGGGCCCUGAGAACACAAAUAGAACAAAGUUUGAAACUGUUAUUAUUUGCUUCCAGUUUUUAUUCUUUUGCAGCUAGUGAUUUGGUACACGCUGGUGUUGU
Messenger RNA from Taeniopygia guttata (zebra finch), 1680 nucleotides. It is a transcript of the gene CD40LG, whose product is annotated as CD40 ligand. Lineage: Eukaryota; Metazoa; Chordata; Aves; Passeriformes; Estrildidae. Gene Ontology annotation, biological process: immune response. The record is from RefSeq and is a predicted model, not a curated record. Gene Ontology annotation, molecular function: tumor necrosis factor receptor binding; CD40 receptor binding. Gene Ontology annotation, cellular component: membrane.